AUGCCAAAACGACGCCUAUCAGACCUGGAAGAAUCAGACAAUCAGGAAGCCGAAUCCGAUAAUGCACAGGACGCCACAAUAAAAGGGACAGUGGUCCUGAAUUUAGCACGAGUUGUUUUCUCUCGCCAAGCUAAGUAUCUAAAGAUCCGUAGAGAACAUCUUGCGCCUGUAAUGAACAAGAGUUUGCUGAGAGGUCAAUUCAAUCUUUAUAUUCAGAGUUUGAACGAAGAGCUAGAAAAGUUAUUGGGUUUGCAUCUUGUUCAGAAUGGAACAGAGUUCCAUCUUCUCUCGUGCCUCAAGCCCGAGUCUAAGGACAUUUUACACGAAUUGUUUAAAGACGAUCAAAACACGUCUGGAAUUAAUUUACGAGAAGAGUUUGCAUCCUCCAAGCCACCGCAGAGCCGAACUCCGGUAGUGGGCAACAACAGAGAUUGUUGCUUGGGAGGAAUACAACUCAUUGUUAUAUUCCUAAUUGUAUUGAAUCAGAAUAGAAUUAGCGAGACGGACCUACUAGAUUCGCUCGCAAGCUUUGGGCUCACAAGCCGCUUGAAUGUCACUAUACCACUAUUCAACACGUCUAUUCAGCCACUUAUUGCGGAAAUGGUGAGGAAAGAUUACAUCGAAAAAUCAGGAACCAGAACUGUAAAUCAGGAAGACUCCAAUGGAGAGUAUUCUUUGGGAAAUCGGUGUCUACAAGAAUUUCCACCCAAAACAUUACAAGCAUUACUCAAAGUCAUCGUUCCAUCCGAAGAUUUCAACGAGAAAAUAAACACGUCGCUACGAAGGUGUUUUCCGGACUUUGACUUUUCGGAGGAGCCCUCAGAUCAACCACAGCCUGCAGAAGAGGAUCGAAGUCCAGACGAACAGGCAGCGUGA
This is a messenger RNA of Australozyma saopauloensis, 876 nucleotides long. RefSeq names its product Smc5-Smc6 complex subunit. Gene Ontology annotation, biological process: DNA repair. The transcript has a single exon. NCBI's taxonomy places the organism in Eukaryota, Fungi, Ascomycota, Pichiomycetes, Serinales, Metschnikowiaceae. Bases 1 to 876 code for a protein of 291 amino acids. Gene Ontology annotation, cellular component: nucleus. The record is from RefSeq and is a predicted model, not a curated record.